UAGCACCGCCUUAAAAUGUAAUUGUGCAUCAAAUGGUAAAAAAACUGUAAGCCCUUAACUUACCAAAUAGUUUUGCCGAAGAAACCAUCUUUCUAAGUAACCAGCGUUCUGAGAUAUUUGAAAAAUAUAAAUUAUAGGCCCUCUAUUAGUGGAAUUUCGAAUCAAACUGUCCAUCAACUGUUAGUCGUUGAUCUGCUGCCACGCCAACCGAAGUAAGCCGACCACACCAACACUCUAAGUAAUCAGAAACCUGAGAUAUAUAUAUGGGUGAUAAAUUGUGUUCGUGUUAUGUCUGUUUGUCUCUGAAAUCAGAAGAUGUGAUGUCUCUUAGCUUUUUGGAAUCCACUGGUAUGCGUAUGGUUCAUCAAAAUAUUUUAACAGUCCCAUGUGAACACUCUGCGCGUGCAAUGAGUGAGAGCAUUUUUUUAUUUUUUAUUGUGCGUUUUCCUCUUUUUUGUGUUUUGAAAGGUGAAUGAAACUGCGUGGUUCAGUGAAAGAUGAGCGUAAAUACAAACUGCAUGCUCACUGACGCCACCUAUGAGCAAAAUUCAGAGUAAAACGACUUAUCAUUUAUAAGUUUUUGCAACUUAUUUGCAGAAUCCACAAUUUGUCUAAAUAAUAUGAAUCCUGAUGUAAAAAUAAUUCAAAAUUUGUAUGCUCACUAGCGUCAUAUAGAGACAGAGGUUCGAAUCAAACGAUCGACUAUCUGUAAAUUCUUGACCAAACAUCUACGAUAGUAGAGACGGUAAGAGAGUUAUUAGGAUCCUGGGAUGAAACAUAAAAUUUGCAUACUCAGUAGCGCCACCUAUGUGUGAAUUUCCGAAUCAAAUUUCUCAUCAUCUGUAAGUUGUUGUCCUAUGAAACAACUUUGUUGAACACACCAUCUUUCUAUGUGAUCAGGAUACUGAGAUAUAUGAAAUGUAAAAUUUGCAUUCUCAAUAGCGCCACCGGAGUUUCAAACCAAACGGCCCAUCAUCUGGAAGUAAUUGACCAACACAACAAGUUUCUCGAAGGCGUCAUCUUUCUAAGUGAUAAGGAUCCAGUGAUAUAUGAGAUACAAAAUUGACAUGCUCACUAGCACCGCCUAGUGGUGGAAUUUCGAAUCAAUCGGUUCAUUAUCUUUAAGUGCUCGCAGGGAUAGCAUUCGCCAUUUGCAGAGAGUUACAUUCACUUGCAACUAUCUCAGUUCAUAAGCAUGCUAUCAAAAAACAAUGUAUGGAUGACUUUUACCUAGUAGUUUUAUCUGAAAGUUUGCCGAAUAUCAUAAGGGUCGCACACGCAUGCUUAACUCGUGAGCGAGCUGUGAAAGCAACUCUCCACGCCGUGAAUGUAAUUUACACGACUUCUACUGAUGAUGCGCUCUCGUAUUUCACGGCUCACGUUAUUGUCCGCCGUUAGCAAGGAACCGAGGUAGACGAAUUCUUCUACCACCUCGAAAGUAUCCCCGUCUAUCGUAACAUUGCUGCCAAGGCUUGUCCUGUCUCGCUCAAUCCCACCUACCAGCAUGUACUUUGUCUUAGCCGCAUUCACCACCAGUCCGACCUUUGCUGCUUCGUGUUUCAGGCGGGUGUACAGUUCUGCCAAUAAUAUCCAUGUCAACCGCAAAACAGACAAAUUGGCCGGAUUUCGUGAAGAUCGUAUCCCGGCUGUUGAGCCCGGCUCGUCGCAUAACACCUUCCAGGGCGAUGUUGAAUAGUAGGCAGGAAAGUCCAUCACCUUGUCAUAGUCCCCGUCGAGAUUCGAAUGAACUGGAUAGUUCACCCGAAAUCCUUACGCUGUUCUGCACACCGUCCAUCGUUGCUAUUAUCAAUCUGGUAAGCUUCCCGGGAAAGCUGUUCUCGUCCAUGAUUUUCCAUAGCUCUGUGCGGUCGAUACUGUCGUAUGCCAUUUCUGGAGGAUUUGCCGUACGGUGAAGAUCUGGUCCGUUGUCGACCGGCCGUCGAUGAAACCGGCUUGGUAACUUCCCACGCACUCAUUUACUUCCACUACUUGACUUCCCAAGUAACAAUCCUAAUUCUAUUUGGUUUUAUUUGUUUUUAUGAUAGUUUUAUCGGAACAUUGCAUAUUCUAGUUGAUCUUAUCGUAGUUUCAGCUGAGCACAACUAUUCUUCGUCAAUAUGUGGUUUUAAAAACACCUCCAAGAAUACUUGAGGUUCAGUUCAUAAAACCAUAAACACAACAAGAACGGUUGAACUUAUUUUCAAUUUUAUAAGGACCUUGUAGCUAUCUUCAAUCAUCCGUUCUUGAUCAACAGCAACUGUUCUCGCAUAAGAACAGUUUGGUACAUGAAAAAUACAAGAAAAACUUAAGCAUUAGAUUUUGAUUCUCAUCGUUCCAUUAUUGCUGCCAAUCAAGAACACCUAGCCGGAAACUCAACCGCGAUGCGGUGCAGUGCCAAGUUCCUCUGGUUUCAGCAUCCGAAAUGAGGUGGGUAUACCCAUAUAUGGUCAUCCAGGACGUCGAUUCCCGUGCAAUCGGGGUUCCAAUCGUCGAUCUUCAAAAUCAACAACUACUUACCUGAUGGAAGUGCUGACCGGAGGAAUGAGACACUGCACCGCAUCAAGGCCGGUUAUCGGAAAAGGUCUGCCUGGUUGACAACGGUACCGGUCUGAUAAUUAAAUUCAUCGGACGAGAGUCACAAAAUCCACCGCGGUGCGAUAAUAUUUUUUGUUUACAAUUUGGCAUACCGAUUUAUGACGUUCUCGGCGGAGUUUACAUAAACCUACAUAAAGAACGUUAUAAACCUGAGUAGUCUUGAGUAAUACUUCUUACCCUUGCAUAAGAUGAAAUAAAUUUAUGACGUUCUUGAUGGAGGCCAACCAGGCUGCAUUGAGAACGUUAUAAAUAAUAGUAUUCUUGAGUUAUGCUUUUAGCUCUGGCAUGAGUUGAAAGAAAUUUCAGACGAUCUUAUGGUGAUGUUGAUUAAAACCAUCGAUGAUGGACCGACCACCGGCCUAGAUUUCAAUGGAAGCCAUGUUGAGAAAACUCAUGAACAAUGUUCGCAUGACCAGGAAUAAUAUUUUUAAAUAUUUUAUUAGUGCGUUAUAAUGGAAGCGCGUUGCAAUUUUUGGAAGUAUCUUGCAACAUAUAUACGAUGAAGUUUGCUUGGCAUUUGGCAUCCUAGUUACACCACGGAAAUAUUUCCAAUUUGUGUAAUAAAUUAACCCCGAUUACAGUAAUGUGUCACUUCCAUUGUGUUUUUAAUUUCAAUUUAAUUCAUCAUUUUUUUAUGUCGACAUAAAAGCUGCAACAGCAACGACACUGACAAAUUUAUUAUCGUUUUAUCGUGCACUUGAAGAAUUCUACAAGGAGAGAGCAAUUCGCCUUGAGGACAACAUGGGAAGUACAACAAGUUUUAAGAGAAAUUUAAAAACAACUCUCCAAGAGCAUCUUAGGAUGGACCUCUUUGGUCUUAUGGCGGGUUUAUGGUUGAGUUGAUGUCGUUUUGCAGAGCAAUUUGGUUUAUGCAUGGUUUUAAAGAACAGACGUUGAAGAAUACUUCAAAAGCAUUAUAAAAUUAAUUUUGUUACUUGGGUUCCCACUACCAUUUCCUACUACUUGAAAGACGACGGAAGAUGAUCUGGAAUAUCUCUCGCCAUUGCUCCAGGAAUUCAUCCCUGGAUUCCAUCAGGAUUUUAUCCUGGGAUUCUUCCAGGAAUUCCUCCCAAGAUUUCUCCAAGAUUCGGUCCAUCAUCUGUAAGCCCUUACCCAACCAAAUAACUUUGCCGAAGAAACCAACUCUACAAGUAGUCAGUAUCUUGCGAUAUAUGAGAUGUUAAUUUCGUCAGUGUUAGGUCUGUUUGUCUGUGAUGUAUCGGCGGGUUCAUUCAAAUAAUACACAACACGAAAUUUGACUUUUAGAAUGGCUCCCUUCCCUACCCCAAUGGGGCACGUUCGGUGUAGUACUAGAUUUGUAGUAAUGAGCUGAAUUUUUGUAUGGUGAGAAGGUCAAUUCUCCGUUUCUGCAAAGAAAUGGUGCAAAAAGCGUGGGUAUUAUGAUUCCUUACCUAAUUUGAUGCUGCUUGAGCAAAACUUUGGAUAACUAUGUUGUUUAUGUUGCAAGAAAUGGAGAAAAAAACAACACUGUAGCCCAAAGUUUUACUCAAACAGCAUCAAAUUAGGUAAGGAAUCAUAAUACCCACGCUUUUUGCACUAUUUCUUUGCAGAAACGGAGAAUUGACCUUCUCACCAUACAAAAAUUCAGCUCAUUACUACAAAUCUAGUACUACACCGAACGUGCCCCAUAGGAGGCAAUCAGUGAAGUACUAGAUUGAAAGUAGUGAGCUGGAUUUUUGUAUGGUGAGAUUAUUUUUUCCUGCAACUUCAACAACACAGUUAUCCAAACUUUUGCUCAAACAGCAUCAAAUUAGUCAAUAAAUCAUAUAACCCAUGCUGUUUGCACCAUUUCAUUGCAGAAAUGGAGAAUUGAUCAUCUCGCCAUACAAAAAUCCAGCUCACUACUUUCAAUCUAGUACUUCACUGAUUGCCUCCUAUUAACAGCCCAUACAAAAGCUGAAAUUCUUGUCGGGGCCCGUGGCGCAGUGGUCCACACGUUCGCUUCAUGAGCGGAUGGUCAUGGGUUCGAACCCAGCCCCAGCACUUGCAAUUUUUCGUCAGCUGCUCUUACCCCCCCGAGAGCAGCUGACACCUGACCCUCUUCUGAGCCAAUGGCUCAAAUGGACCCGGAUACUUGGACAUCGGCGAACGGCAACUCAUAAUGGACCCCCAAUCGGACUGGAAAAGGAACAGCAGCCACACAUCAGCAUCAUCGUGCUCAUCAUUCUACCAUGGACAGGGUAGAAGAAUGAAAGAAGCACAAAGGCAUCCAGUUCAAUACCGUAGAACAGAAUAGAAUACAUUUAGGCGCUGUACAAAUUGGAAGUGCAGCGUCCAGUUGGAAUCGCUCACGUAGUACCCUAGUGGACAAAAGAGCUGUAAAUUAGGUUAAGUGAUUAAGAAUAAAAAAAGCUGAAAUUUUGUAUAAAGCAUAACAAAGCACUAGACCCCCACUCCCCCUAUCAUUACGUAAUAUUUGAACGACUCCUUUUGAGCCAUAGAAUAUAUGUCUAACCAUUUACAGAAGUGUGAUUUACCCUAUUGUUAUGAUCGUCUUGUCCGCUUGCUUAAGUAUAUUCCAUCCUAUUGAUAAGGGGCAUUUUGGAAUGCUCUCUUGCGCCACCUAGCGGAAAUUUCUUGUACUAAAUUGUUUACUACUAUAUAGACCUUGACAUAUUUAACAGCUUUUCCGAAAACAUCAUCCUUUAAAAAAACAAAGACCACGAGAUACGUGAGAUAUGUUGGGGUCCAAUGAACCUUAGGGUCCAAAAACGGACCUUCGUUUAAGGUAUCCAUUUGAAGGUUAACUGUUUAGUUUUAGACGAAUUUCGCCCCAAAUCGUAUUCGGAGUUGGCAGCACCCUCUCAGAUUACAAUGAAACUUUCUGGGUAUGUACACCAAGACUAGAUAAGCCACUUUGCAUACUUAGUUUCUUCAAAAUUUAUCUGGACUGACUUUUGAAAAGGGCUAAACUUUUUUUAUGGAUUUUUUAAAAAUGUUUUUAAUCAAAAAAUGACUACUCCUACAAAAAAGUGUUGUAUGGGUGAUUAUCACAAAAUAAGUCAAAUUUUAAGAAAAAAAUACUGAAAAAAAUCCAAAAUGAGCCCUACACUGAAAAAAAAUCAUUUCUAAAAAUUCAAAGUUGAUUUAAAAAAAAACACCAUUUUUGAUUUUGAUGAAAUUUUGUCUCAAGACAGGUAAUUAUGUUCCCUACCAACCGUCCAUACAUCACAAGAUGGGCACUUUUAAGGAAAAAAAGUUUUUCUAACAAAAACUUUUUCAUGUCCAAAUUAUUAUUUUUUCAGUGUCUUUUUUUAAAAACAAACUAAACCAGUGAAGGUUAUCUAGUAAUCUCAAAAUGCAAUGAAACUUAUUGUGUCAUAUGCGACAAUGCAAUGCACCCAUAUUCACGCAGCAGCACUCUAGAAGUACGAAACAAUAUACAAUUAGAACACGCAUUUCAUACGUGCUGCUGUAAUUUCUACCCAAACGUUUCUACCCCAUGUUCUUACCUAAUAUUAGGUAAGGCUAUUUAUUAGAUUCGAACUACCUAAUCGAAAAAAAAAAACAAAUCAAGAGUUGUACCUAAAGCAAAUAUGAACAAAACAAGAAAAUGAAUCGGUAUCAUUCAACGUGUUACUUCUCUUUGGUUAUUAAAGGCAGUUCUGAAAAGUAAUGGAUCAAUCGUAUAAAUCAAAAUUCAACAAAUUCAAGUGCAGUGCAAAAAUAAACAAUCCAAAGUGCAACCGUCAUAAUCUACGGGGCAUGUCAUUAAGAUUGAUAGAUAAAAUUCAUUCCAUGGGAUAUUUACAUGAAAUCGACGAAUCGAUGAGUAUUUGUGAGUCAUGUCGUGGAUUGAUAAGUCACAACAGAAGCCCGAAUACGAAAAAACGCCGAUCGGAUGGAAACGACGAAACUAUGCAACCAUCAUUUAGUGGGGAGCAACAUCAUGAUGUUCCAGAACCAGAACCGUCAACGAGUGGUCAACAAAUCGAACAUGAGCUGGAUAUGGUACCAUCUAUUCCAUCAUUGGAGUCAAUUCCGUCAACAGAUCAACUACAGGGUCCCCAUAAUAUUGAGAAGUUUAAUACCAUUGCUGAAACAUUGAGUUUAUCGCCAAUCUCAUCUAGAAACAUGAGAAGUAUGGAAUAUCGCAUAAACAAAUCAUUGCAGAUUACGAAAGCAGUUCGAAAAAAUAUCUUCGGAAUAGAUUCAACGGAUGUUGGCAAAGUGGAGGCGUAUGACGAGAUAAUUAUGCAGUUAAAGGAUAAGUUCAAUCACCCUACAACUGACAGAAGCGAACAGAUUAAAAUACUAUCUGUACUUCCUAAGUCUUGGUCGGUAAAUAAAAUCACAAGAGAGUUUAACGCACCAAUGUAUAUGGCGAGGCAGGUGAAGGAUCUUGUUUAUGAACAGGGUAUUCUUUGUACCACCGAAAAAAGAAGGAGGCAUGGUAUUGAUGACGAUACAAAACAAAUAGUAAGAGAAUUUUUUGAUGAUAAUGAUAUCAGCAGGCCAAUGCCAGGAACAAAUGAUUUUGUUUCUGAGGUUCGAAAUGGAAAAAAACAACAAGUUCAAAAACGACUUUUGAUGAUGUCGCUCAAAGAGGCUUAUAUGAUUUUUGUAGAUAUGUACAAAACUGUGAAUAUUGGUUUCACAGUAUUUACACAGUUGCGACCAAAGCAUUGUAUUUUACUUGAUUCUACUGGUAUACAUAAUGUAUGCAUAUGUACUAUUCAUGAAAAUGUAAAUUUAAUGUUCAACAGUAUAAGAAUUGUGUCACAAGAUGAAAUAAUACAAAAUAUGCUUUGCGAUAUUUCCACCAGAACAGAUAAUUGCUUUUUCCGUGCUUGUGAAAAGUUUGCUUGUAAUGAACACAUUGAAGAAGAACUUACAUUGAUAUUGAAAUCAAAUGACAAAGAAGAGAUUAUAUUUCAGCAGUGGUUGAAUACUGAUCGCUGUAAUUUAGAAACGAUUAUUAAACCUGUUGAUGAAUUUGUUCCGUAUCUUGUUGAUAAAAUUGACAAACUUAUAACACACAACUUUAUUCAUAAACAACAAUCAUCAUUUCUCAGAAAUAAAAAAGAUACAUUAAAGGAUGAUGAAAUUCUUGCGAUUUGUGAUUUCUCUGAAAACUAUUCAUUCAUAAUUCAAAACGCUGCUCAAGGAUAUCAUUGGAACAACUCGCAAGCAACAAUACACCCAUUUGAAAUUUACUAUAUGAAAGAUAAUAAACUUGUAAAUGUUAGCUUCAUUAUCAUAUCGGAAGUAAUGGCUCACGAUACAGUUGCGGUCCAGUUGUUCAUCUCAAAAAUGAUAGAUUUUAUGAAACAAUUAACGAACUUUUCUAAAAUUUAUUUUAUGUCUGAUGGGGCAGCAUCACAAUACAAAAAUAAGAAGAACUUUGCUAGUCUAUGUAGAUUCCAGUCAAAGCAUGCAUUAAGAGCAGAAUGGCAUUUUUUUGCAACGUCCCACGGUAAAGGUCCAUGUGAUGCUAUUGGUGGCACUCUCAAGCGAAUGGCAAAGAGAGCAAGCCUUGCUCGAGAUUAUGGAAAUACCAUAACAACUCCACGAGAGUUAUAUAACUGGGCAGUUGUACAGACAGAUAAAAAUAUAACUAAAUUAAAUUUCUGUUACGUAUCCACUGAACAGUACAUUAAAAUGUCAGAAGAUCUCGAAGAAAUAUAUAAUAACGCCAAAACAAUACCAGGCACUCAGAAAUUCCAUAGUUUUUUGCCUAUUCCUGGCGACAAAGUAAAGGCAAACAGGUAUUCUAAUUCAGAAGAUGAACCAAAAAUAUUUAGUAUGAUCGGAAAAAAAUAGAAAAGAACAUGUUUGAAAUUGGCUCUAAGACACAUAUAUAUAUAUUUGAAAAAUUCAUAAUUAUAAAUAAUUGUAUAUUUAAAAGUACACUUCAAUACAUAUUGCGAUCAAACAUUACAUUUCCUAAGAAAAUACAUUUGUAAUAUUUUGAAGUUUUUUAUGUAUAGGAAAACCCUUCCAAAUGAUUGAAUAAAUAACACAAAAUCUCCUAGAAAAUUGAGUUUCAUUGGAUUCUGGGAUUGUUAUGGCCUUCACUGGUUUUAUUGUUGAUAACAAAAUACACUGAAAAAAAAAUCAUUCGAACAAGAAAAAGUUUUUGUUAGAAAAACUUUUUUUCCUUAAAAGUGCCCAUCUUGUGAUGUAUGGACGGUUGGUAGGGAACAUAAUUACCUGUCUUGAGACAAAAUUUCAUCAAAAUCAAAAAUGGUGUUUUUUUUUAAAUCAACUUUGAAUUUUUAGAAAUGAUUUUUUUCAGUGUAGGGCUCAUUUUGGAUUUUUUUCAGUAUUUUUUUCUUAAAAUUUGACUUAUUUUGUGAUAAUCACCCAUACAACACUUUUUUGUAGGAGUAGUCAUUUUUUGAUUAAAAACAUUUUUUAAAAAUCCAUAAAAAAAAGUUUAGCCCUUUUCAAAAGUCAGUCGAGAAAAAAAAAUAGAAAAAUGAGUAUGCAAAGUGGCUUAUCUGGGCAAGGUCUACACACCAAGAAAGUUUCGUUGUAAUCUGAGAGGGUGCUGCCAACAUUUGUUCGAGUUGGCGCGAAAUCCGUCUUUAUGAAAACUGAAGCACUAAUGAUUUUAAGUUUUUACGAACUGGUUUCAUUGAAUCUGCUUCAACAGUCUGCAAUCCGUUUGACGCACCCUUUGGGAACAAACCACCAAACGGAAAUUUUAACAUUUUGUUGAGAAGAACCGCACGACAAGGCAAAACCUUAGUAUACCCUAUUAGGCUUAAAGACGUUAGGCAUUAUGAGCAUAAGUCCAUUAUGCCAGUCAUCCAUUAUGCCUGUCGUAUAUAUGCCUAUCUCACUUAUGCUUACCGUCGUGCACCCGCAAGGACUGCACUGGUGUACUGGUGGUGGUUUUUCAUCAUUAUUCUUGAACCCAGAACAUGUUCUAGGGUAUUUUAUCCAAUAGUGGACCCUUAACCUAUAGUGGACCCCUAGCAAUUAUUCUCAAAUUUCCCGCUCAAAUCUGCUUCCAACGGUAAACUUCCACCGGGAGACCAUGGCUCAUAUCCCUAGACAGCAGUUCCAUGUCAUGAAACUAGUCUGGAAAGCGAUAAUUUGAUUAUUUGAACAAAUUUGUAAAUGUAAACAAGCCUGUCGAUUGCCAGCCGCAUGCCUUCCUAUCUGCGUCAUCCUAGAGAUGGUGGAAUGCAGCACCCAAAGCAAAACAUAAUCUUCCCAUGACUCAAUAAUGAUCACUCCUGAGCUUGUGUUCAGCAGUGGUGAAUUAGCACAGCACGUGGUAAUCAACUGAACAACGCCUUAUACUUCAACAGCUAUUCAGCUCAAAACACGUGUUUUCCAUUCUGAUUUCGCUGUCAGUAUUUUUAUCGCACGGUGAGAAAACUUGUAUCGAAUGCGGCCAAAAAGUGUUGGUCUUUAUUGAAGAUAUUGUUUCCAGACGAACUAAUUGCGAUAUGAACAUGUUUUUAUUUUUACUAUUAAAUAUCGAUCUUUAAAAAUGUAUGACAAUCGAACUGCUGCGGAAGUAAAAAAUAUAAUAAUCAAGGUACAAGAUAUCUUGUUACAGACUAAUAAUAAUAAAUAAAUGCCUCAUUUUUACGUUGAUUACGUCUCUUGGCGCUCAAUGUUAAACUGCAUAAUUCCAUUCUGUUUUAUUUUAUGUGAUUCGUUUAAAAUUUUGGUUCUUUGAUAACUUGGUUGUCUAAACAGUGAAAAGCACAUUGUUCAGGAGCAUAUGCUUAUCGGUACAUCAGCUUAAUAAGAUGCAGACAAAUGUUUUGUUAAGGUAUUAAUGCUUGUCGAAUAAAUGUCUUGUUAAACUUUUGAAAUGUGUUUUAAUUUAUCAUUGUUGAUACCGAUGAGGAAAGUCGAACAUUGACUAUUUUCUCAAUUGAAAAAUGAUUUAAACCGUAAUGUGUAGAGCAUAAUUUUAGUUCAGCUUCUUCUUCUUCUUCUUCUUCUUUAUGGCUCGACGAUCGCAUUGGAUCUUGGCCUGCCUCUCUUCAACUUAGUGUUCUUUUGAGCACUUCCACAGUUAUUAAUUGAAGGGCUUUCUUUGCCUGCCAUUGCAUGAAUUUGUACAUUGUGUGGCAAGUACAAUGAUACGCUAUGCCCAGGGAGCCGAGAAAAUUUUCCCGACUGGAACGGGAAUCGAACCCGUCGUCUCCGGAUUGGCGAUCCAUAGCCUUAACCACUAGGCUAACUGGAGACCAGCUAUCAUUACCAUUAUUAAGCAACAAUUCAGCAAGCUUGCUUGUUUGUGACUUGCAAUUGUUAGUUGGGUAAUUAGGAUAUCAUAAUAUUAUUACGAUCAGAACAAGGUUCAGCUACUAAGAGGUCCACUAUUGGUUAAAAUACCCUAGGUCAAUCGUCUUAUUUCAUAGUGUAACUUCAAAGCGUUUCAUAGUGUUUUCACAUAAUUGCUAGAAAUCACGACUAGUAUGAAAAAAACGUCUGUAAUCUCUUAUCAUUCACUAUAACAGAUCUCGCACGCAUUAGAUAAAUAACAAGUGUAAGAACCGAAACAGUGGCACACCGAAACAAGUAUUUCAAAAGUUUGCCGAUUCAACUUGGAAUGGCCCAUGUUGAGCGUCAUGUGUGAAACCGCAGUUGCCAGCUUCAGUUCAGUGCACAUCAAUGUCAAUUUUUGUAGCUCCACAGGUACACAAGGGGGUUAGGUACCAAAACCGCAUGCCUAUUUCAAAGGCUGUUGAGUUAAAUUUACUGUGUGCCUAAAUGAAGUGUGGUUGGUAAAUUCAUCCAUCAAUCAAAUUUUCAAUCAAACUGUUUCAAAUUUAGAUUCACAAUCAUCACGAGUGCAUUUUUAAUUUCUACUAAGCAAACUGAAACGGGUUUUCUGCUUCAGAAAAACACUAUCGAUUUGGUCUUUUUAUUGCACUUCACGAACAAAACAUAAAACAAUCCCUGCAAUAUAAGUUUCCCUCGUCGAUCACUGAACGAAACAGAAAAUUCAAAUAAUCGGCUUAAUGUCUUUGCCCGAGGCUUCAUUCCAUUGGAAUGAAACUUUAUUGUCACUAUAUUUCAUCGCAUCCUAUAAUAGUACCUAACCUAUGGAGGCUGCACAAAAAAAAACGAGCAAAAAAAUCCAGUUUGUUCAACCACGAGUAAAGAGCUUUUCAUGCCUAUCGGAAAAUCUCAAUAAAUGUGUUGAGAACUUCGUGUACCUAGUCGUCCGCGACCCACCCAUAUGACUGCACGUUCGACACAGUCCUCCGGGGACCAUACGAAUCAUCGCGGUGAGGGCGAGAAGCAGCAGCGAUUCAUGCUUCGGUGCUCUUUCCGGUCACUUUAGUUCCUGAUGGUACCGGCGACGAAAUUGAAAACGAUGGCUCUUUUUUUGCGAGUUUUAGCAGACUGCACGCGGCGACGCUGGGAUAUUUCGCGAAAAGGACCGGUUCAAAAGAGGAGAAAGGGUUUGGAUGUUUUCUGCAGAAUGCUGCAACCAGAGAACUCUUACGACUAUGAUAAUAUCCUCGUGAUUUGGGAAGCCAU
Aedes albopictus (Asian tiger mosquito) is the source of this 12078-nucleotide messenger RNA. RefSeq lists its product as uncharacterized. The record is from RefSeq and is a predicted model, not a curated record. The transcript is spliced from 2 exons. The coding region runs from base 6232 to 8379 and encodes 715 amino acids. NCBI's taxonomy places the organism in Eukaryota, Metazoa, Arthropoda, Insecta, Diptera, Culicidae.